Rotaria sordida is the source of this 759-nucleotide messenger RNA. The record is from the annotation of a GenBank genome assembly. NCBI's taxonomy places the organism in Eukaryota, Metazoa, Rotifera, Eurotatoria, Philodinida, Philodinidae.
AUGUUUGGAUUACUAUUCAUUAUAUUGAUAGCGGCAGACAUUGGUUUUGCUCUUGAAUGUCGAACUGACUGUUCUCUUGGCCCUUAUAAUUUCAGUCAAGCGUUUAAUAUUCCUGAUGGAAGAUGUCGACAACGAAAAUUGGGAGAUGUUUGUGGAACUGAUAUCCAAUUAAGAUAUGAUACUUCUUCGUAUAAUGUACAAUUUAACAUUCUUAUGUCAUCGUCAGAUUCUAUCUAUAUAUCAUCUGGACCCUACCUAAGUUAUAGCAUUGAUUAUCAAUGCACAAAAGGCACCGAUUGUGUUGUAUCAUAUGUAAAGAACAGAAUUAAUGAAAUGACUAAUCGCAACUAUAAUGCACGAGCCAUAUAUGAUGAAAUUGCUCCAAUUAUCAAGAAUCCUUUUCGGAAUAGUUCAAUCGAAUGUUAUAAUAUAAGACAAGAACCUAUCAUAUGUUCAACUGAUUAUACAUGCAAUUUAAAUUAUAAUCAACGAGAAAAUAAGUUCAGAUCACUUGGUUGCAAUCUAAAUCGUGAACCUAAGGUUUUUGUUUAUGAUGGUGGCUCUUAUACAUCAUUUCAAAUUGAUUGUAAUCGUAAUUUAUGCAAUAAUGAGGAAACAUUUUCACAAAUAAAAUAUGUAUUAAGCAAUUACGGCUUAACAGAUGCGAAUGGACGACGAAUUGCCAAUGGGAAUAAACAAAUGGUUUCUUUACUAUUAAUGUCGUCCACUUUGAUUUUUAUUAUGUUUUAUUUUUUCUAA